Messenger RNA from Acaromyces ingoldii, 2550 nucleotides. RefSeq lists its product as hypothetical. The record is from RefSeq and is a predicted model, not a curated record. The transcript is spliced from 3 exons. Bases 214 to 2427 code for a protein of 737 amino acids. Lineage: Eukaryota; Fungi; Basidiomycota; Exobasidiomycetes; Exobasidiales; Cryptobasidiaceae.
UUCGAAAUUGGAACCGAAAAGCGUGGACGCGCGGGCGUCGACGCUCCGCCUCAGUUGCUGCUGCUGCUGCUGCUGCUGCUUCUGCUUCCCGGAAGGAGGAGAAGGGGGGCCGAGGACGACCUUCCAUUUUUCAAAACCCGACUGCGACGUGCCGCGCUUUCUCGUACCUCAUCUCAUCCUCCCCCUUCCCUUGUUCCCGCGGAUCCAAUCGACAUGGCAACAGUCCGCUGCCACGACGAUUGUCGGCUGGAUGCCGGGCCGUCCCGGAGCGGGAUUGAGGCGACAGAGACGGAGACAAGCACCGAGAUGGAGACGGAGUCGGCGCGGAGAAGAAGACGGCGGAGGCGACGGCUCGCCAGCCUCGCUCCCCCUUCACUCCUCGUCGUUGUCCCCGCUGCUGCUGCUGCUGCUGCUGCUUCCGCCGCCGCCUCGGCUUCAGCCUACGACGGAAAUGGCGACGACGAGCCGGGCAGGGCGAUCGUCAUCGACGCCAAUCGGGCGCUGCCCGACAUGGUGACUCGGCACAAGAAGCGCCUCGCCAAAAGAGCCGGCCCCACCGUCGAGCAGGCGUUCACCGUCAAUGUCUCGCCGCCGACGACGUGCGAGCCGCUGAACAUUACGUUUGACCCGCGCGGCGCGACGCCGCCAUUUACCGUCUUUAUCGCCACGGCCAACUGGUACGCGCAUGCGGUCCAGCUCCCCGCCAGCUAUGCGGACCCGUCGCUGGGCGCGUGGCUGUACCAGUACGAGAUGCCGCAGUACAACACCGACUCGGUGCUGGCCGAGUCGCCGACGCCCGAGAUUCUCGUCGUUGUCAGCGAUGCCUCGGGCUCGCGCUUCAACUCGUCGUCGAUCCAAAAGACGAAGCAGGUCGAGACGAGCUGCACAGCCGUGAGCGGCAGCCUCGACUUCAGCUUUGCCUCGAACCCGACGCAGACGACGUGCAGCCCGAUGAAUGUCACCAUCUACACCGACUCGCCGGCGCCGGGCCUGCCGGACUUUGUCGGGCCCAAGGGCAGCAACCUGCAGCUGUUCAUCAUGCCCGAGCAGGCGCCGCCGAUCAUGGUGCCGUUUCCCUGGAACAACGGCACCACACGCUCGCUCCUCUGGAACAUGGUCCUCGCCCCGGGCACCAACUUUAUCAUGACGCUCACCGACGACGGUGCCGGUGGCGGCGUCAGUGGCGUCAACCUCGUCGCCGGCAGCGAGUACGUGUCGACGGACUGCAUGCAGAGUGCAAAGACGACGGCGGGCAUACCCCGGGCGACGUCGACAUUCACCGGGCCGAUGCCCGACUUCACCGUCGCCCCGGCGCUCCUGCGCGCGUCGCAGACGAGCGACCUCGCCUCGAUGCACGACUCGUCUCCCUCGGCCUUUGGCCCUAGCCAUGGCCCCAGUACGAGCACAAGCACGGGCACGGGCACGGGCACAGGUACGGGUACAGGCACAGGCACCUUCUCGAGCACCAGCAGCAACAUCAAUGGCCAGCAGCCCGGUGCGAUGGCGACGAGGCCUUACUCGGACUCGUCGCCCCAGUCGAGCCACUUCUACUACGAUGCUGCGCCACGGCCUGCGCACCACGGCCAGAUGACCAUGUCCACCUCGUCGUCGUCGUCGAACAGCGGCAUCGGCAUCGCAGGAGCAGCAGCAGCUGGAGCAGCAGCAGCAGCAGCAGCAGGCGCAGGCGCAGGCCGCGAGAGGAGCCAGUCGACGGCCUCGUCGGCCUACCGCUCGCCGUUCCAGACGCCGCCUGCGCUGUCCUCGGCCGACACCGGUGCUGAAAGCCUCGCCCUCGUCGACUCGUCCCGCUUCAGCAGCAGCAGCAACCACUACAUCCACGGCCACCACCACCACCACCAGCAGCAGCAGCAGCAGCCCUACUUUGGGUCCAGCUACCACCACCCACACCACAACAGCUUCCCCUACUCGGCCUCGCGCAUGUACACGGCCAUGGGCAGCAGCAGUGGCGAGACGCAGCCGAUGAUGCGCGGCUCCGGCAGCCAGUCGGGCGCCUCGGCUGCGUCUGCCUCAGCCUCGGCCACGCGCGGCUACUAUGUCCAGCACUCGGACGCCGGCCUGCUCCUCGACGACUCGCUCGACGACGACGACGACGUCGACGGCUCCAACGGCCUCGAGCUCCCGCCGCAGUACGACACCAUCCAGCGCAGCGAGGCUGAGCGCCAGCGCCAGUCGCUGCGCAGCCAGGCACGCGCGAGCCGCGGUGCAGCAGCUGGUGCAUCUGCCUCCACGCCUGCCUCUGCCUCGACGCCCUCGACGAGAGGCGCAAGUGGCGGAGGCGAGGCCGUCGAGCUGCUCGACACAGAGGACGGCACCGGCACCUACGGCCUCGGCGACUUUGACGAGGAGGACUUCUGGCGCGCACCCACGACGCCGGCCUCGACGGGCAACCACACGCCCAGCAGCUGAUGCACGCAUACACACACCUUUUAACACACACUCGCUCUCUCUCUCAUUUUCCUUUUUCUUAUUGGCGCUUCCUCUCUCCCUAUCUAUCUGUCUCUCUCUCUGUACACUAGGCGACAUACAGCU